This is a messenger RNA of Lingula anatina, 2297 nucleotides long. RefSeq lists its product as uncharacterized. The record is from RefSeq and is a predicted model, not a curated record. NCBI's taxonomy places the organism in Eukaryota, Metazoa, Brachiopoda, Lingulata, Lingulida, Lingulidae.
UCAGCUGUGAUUGUGCAAUGCGAGUGCGUGCAGUGGGCCGUUCUGUGAACUAGGGCUAUUUUACGUAGCAAACCCGCAUGUCAAAGUUCAGAGCUACGAGAGAGCGUGGCCCACGUGAUCAAUCACUGAUAUGACUCAUGUUUUUCAUAAAACAACAUUGCAGAACAAAUGCAGAAACUCUCGAUAUGGAACUGGGAAUUUUGGCGUGCUAAAUAUAGAUUGUUCAGAUCAAUUAAUUUUCCAAUAUUCAGACUUUGUGCAGAGGAAUAGAGAGGAACCAUGAAUUCUGUGAAUGAUGAUGCACAAUUUGGAUACACGUUUGUUGGUCGUGAAUUGGAGAUGGACGAAGUUUUGAAACGAUGGGAAAAGUGUCGCAUAUUUGGAAUCUACGGCCAACCUGCCGUCGGCAAGACCAAAUUUGCUGAGAGAGUCUUACAAAACGUCGAUACGUGGUACAGAAAAGAGAGGUCUGUAGCAAGAUGCCUGCCGCCUGGGAAAACCAGCAACAGCGAAAUUGAUCGAACAGAUAAUGACAAAAUAGUGCCCCUUUAUGUGGCGAGGGUGGAUCUCACAGGAGUACAAUCUGCACUCCAGAUUAUUGAACGAUUCAAUCUAGCCACGAAGUUUCCUACAUCGUUCAACUACCAUGACCCUUUCGACGAGGCGUCGCAGUUUAACUGGAAGCACGACUUGGCUGCGCAUAUAAAGAACCAUUUUGAUAAGGUGUGCAAGAGAUACGUCAUCUUAAUAGAUAAUUGCGAGCACGUUGUCGUUGCUGAUGAAAAGAAUUUUACUGAGUCCAAGCUUCAGAAUGACUUAACAGCCGGUACGAAAGAGGAUACGGAUGCCGACCCUGACUAUCUGCAUCAGGAUAGGCCCAUCCAAACAUUGCUACUGAAUCUGAUUGGAGACCUAGUCAAGCAAUGCCAAAACCUAUGGGUAUUAUUGGUAUCAAAAUACAGUUUUAACUUUGCCUCCCUAGGCAGAGUUUAUCACCCAGUCCGAUUGUCUCGAUUGACUACCGAAGAGGGAGGGUCAUUGCUGCAGGAGGUGUGCGACUCUGUCAAGUUCAGAAAUGACCAACUUGAGGAAUUAGUAGAAAAGUGUGAAGGCGUGCCCCUACACAUCAUAGUUGUAGGGACCGAGUUGAAUGGCAGUGAACAUUUGUACAAAGCAGGUGGAUUGCUAGAAGUUCUUAGGGAAGAUAGACUGCGGUCAUUAGGAGAAGAGGGUCUCACCGACGACGAGAGAGCGGAGAAAAUAGAAGCGAAGGAAUUCAGUAGGCUACCACCCAAAUUACAGAAAAAUGCGUUAUCACUGGUCAACUUACAGAAUGGUUGCAGUAAAGAAGACAUGGCAGCACGGACAGGAUAUACGUCGACUCCCAUGGCAAUGCGAAAUGUGGGUGCUCCUCUUAUCAGACGUGGCAAGGCUGACUGCAAUCCAAAUAAUGAAAAGAUAGCGCUUCUGCCGUUCACAGAGGAAUUUGUCGCGAACCGAACAGGACAGAAGUUGCCCAAAAAACUUGCUGAAAACAGUGCGAAUGAAAAUUAUUCGAAAGAGUCUAAAACGUCAAGUUUACCUCAAGUCACAGAGGCCAAUCCCUCAGUAACGUACCAUCAAACACACACUUCUGAGGUCGAGGCUAUCGGCACAACUGUGCAAGUCACCAAGUCCAAACAGGAGUCGGCGCCAAAAACAAGCGACAAGAAAACAAAACGAUCAAAACUUACUGUGGCCGAGCGUUUAGAACAAUCCGUGCGACCAAAAACGGCAUCUAUUAAAACGCCACUGCACUGUGCAAAAGCGGGUCCAAUGCUCUUUCCCAAUUACCCAUCGUCACUAAAGGAACGAUAUGUGACGAACCCGUAUCUCAAUACUCGAUGUUGCUUAUCUGACACAGAAUCUGUAGUCUCUGAUGUAAGAUUACCUGGGACGUACAACGAGCUUGAUACACAGCUCAGGAAGUGUGAAGAUUAUGAACAGAGAUCUGAGACAAACCCAGUCAACUUUUCCUCCCCACUGGAAUGGAAUAUCUUGCCAGAUAUAUCACGACCAGGCGGGACAGGGCCGAGUUCAUGUGAUGACAAUAACGACGGUUACAGUGAUUUAAGUACACACGUGGACUUCUUUGGUCCAAAAUUGAUGGCAGAUGGAGGUUUGAAUAACUCGUUUAGUUCGACUGACAGCAAUCAGACUCCGAGAAAGGAACUUGUAUGAACACAGCCCACAUGCGUUUUUUAAACUGAAAAUGAGCUAAGCGUGAUGAGAGAAAGAGUGAGAGAGAGAGAGAGAGA